UUACUAUGGGCGUGGAAGCUGUAAAAAGGGGACCUCGCAGCAGUAGACAGUAGUUGCAUUUACCGGGCUGAUUUAUUUUGUGAUGGGAAACACUGACGACCUAUUAACGUUUCAAGUUAAAUACUGAGGAUAUUUACCCGGACACUAUGGACAUCACCAUUACAACUCUUGAAGAUUCAUCGCCUCUGAAAGUCGUAUGACAGACACUCGCGCAGGUAAGCUGCAGAAAGCUCAACGGCACGCGUAUUUCCCACAUCGGAUGAGUCGAGGCCGGGAAGCAAGAUUGAUGUGCACACUGACGUCGUUCCGUUGAUACCCCCAUGCUGAAGAAUUGUCACCGGGUGGGUGUGUGCUGCAGAUAUUCGGCCCCCACUCCAUCUUCACUUUGGGAAUAGCCAUGGCAAUCAUCUGGAAACGUCAGUGACUCAACAAUUAAAUCGCCAUGGAAUCGGGUGCUGAGCCCAUUGGAUUUAAAUACCCAUCUCUUCCCAAUUCACAAUGUGAACUCAACAUAAAUAUGUAUGAGUCUAUCAGAGACGGAAACGUCACUAAUAUGGACACUUCGACGGUCGUGAGAGGUGGGAGUGACCCAAGUGCAUAUCCUCCAUCGAAUUAUCAGCGGAUCGUGCGCCAAAGAUUCAUCAGGAGAAGUUUGUGGUUCUCAGACUCUGAUGAGCAGGCCUUUGAGGUGCCAGAAUGUGACAACCGGAGUAAAAUCCUCAAUGUAAGCCUGCGCACGUUAGUUGACAGGACACGGGGGGCUCGGUUGGGGCCACAGGAGAGCUCCAGUCCUGAGAGUCAAGGGGGGAAGAAAGACAGCGCCACAGAGAGCGCCAGCGCUGAUGAGAAGGAGAAGACUGUGGAUAAAUUGAAUGUUACAUCCACCGACGGCAGUAAAAACACGGUCAGAACUGCUAGCGAGGAGGAAGAGGCGGAGAUGAAAGCUGUUUCCACGUCCCCUGGGGGACGGUUUCUCAAGUUCGAUAUCGAGCUCGGGAGAGGGUCCUUCAAGACUGUCUAUAAAGGUCUGGAUACUGACACCUGGGUGGAAGUUGCCUGGUGUGAACUUCAGGACCGUAAGCUGACCAAAGUGGAGCGUCAGCGGUUUAAGGAGGAGGCCGAGAUGCUGAAGGGGCUGCAGCACCCCAACAUCGUCCGCUUCUAUGACUUUUGGGAGUCACCCCUCAAAGGGAAGAAGUGCAUUGUCCUGGUGACGGAGCUCAUGACCUCCGGAACACUCAAAACGUAUCUGAAGCGCUUCAAGGUGAUGAAACCCAAGGUCUUAAGGAGUUGGUGUAGACAGAUCCUAAAGGGCCUCCACUUCCUCCACACCCGAGACCCUCCUAUCAUCCACAGGGACCUGAAGUGUGACAACAUCUUCAUCACGGGCCCCACCGGCUCUGUAAAGAUAGGAGACCUGGGCCUGGCCACGCUCAAGAGGGCCUCCUUCGCCAAGAGUGUCAUUGGCACCCCAGAGUUCAUGGCCCCAGAGAUGUAUGAGGAGCACUAUGACGAGGCAGUGGACGUCUAUGCCUUUGGGAUGUGUAUGCUGGAGAUGGCCACCUCAGAGUACCCCUACUCGGAGUGCCAGAACGCUGCACAGAUCUAUCGCAAAGUUACCAGCGGAGUGAAGCCUGCCAGCUUCAACAAGGUUGUGGAUCCUGAAAUCAAGGAGAUUAUUGGCGAGUGCAUCUGCCAAAAGAAAGAGGAGCGGUACUCUAUAAAGGACCUGCUGAACCAUGCCUUCUUUGCGGAGGACACAGGGGUGCGGGUGGAGCUGGCAGAGGAUGAUGAUGGGAAGAAGGAAGCUAUCGCCCUGAAACUGUGGGUGGAAGACCCCAAGAAGCUGAAGGGGAAGUACAAGGAGAGUGGCGCAAUUGAGUUCACCUUUGAACUGGAGAAAGAGACACCAGAGGGCGUAGCCCAAGAGAUGGUGGAAUCUGGGUUCUUCCAUGAGAGUGAUGCUAAGAUUGUGGGGAAGUCUAUCCGAGACCGUGUAGCGCUGAUCAAAUGGAGGAGAGAGAGGUCCGUAUUGGCAGGACCCCCAGUGGACAUAGGAGAGGCAGGACUCUGGGCCCAGUCAGCCCCGGCCCAGGGGGCCUCUGCUGGGGCUACACAGGCAGUACAGCCCCCUCUGCUGGAGCCAGAGGCAGACCAGCACGCCAGGCUGUGUAACCUUCCAGCCAGCGCCACCUCUGUCACAUCAAACAGUACGUUUGACAGCGGCCUGGGCUCCGCUGUGUACUCUGAUUCCCACAGCAGCCAACACAAUGUCCUCUACCAGUCCCUAGUGGAGCCCAUCACCAAGGCAACGCAGCAGCGUCACCGCAGUGGUCUGUAUUUGGCUUCAGCACGCCCCCGCUCCUGUGAAAAGGGCGAGGGGUGGAAAGGAGCCUUCGGGCCAGAGCUCCAAGUGGGGGUAGGAGCAGGGGCAAGGAGAGGGAGUGCCUCUGUCAUUGACACUCUAAGGGGCAACAACGUCACUCUUCAUGUGCUCCUGCAACCUCUGACCUCUGGGCCCUGCAGCCCACAGAGAGCUGCCAGUCCUGCCCCCACAUCACCAGACAACCAAACAGAGUGCAGCCCAUCUGAGUUCUGCUCCGAGGCAGAGGACGGCACCCCUUUUCCAAGUGCGUUGCCUGCCCCCCUCCUCCUGGCCCUCCCUGACCCCACACACUCUGAGGCCCGGCGUCUUAGUGACUCUUCUGUUGAAUCCCAGACAUUGGAAGCCACCAAUGCGAGCAGGGUUAAAUCUGUGUCAAGUGGGCGGAGGCAUUCAGACUUCAGCACCCUGCUGAGUCGAAACUCUGCCCAUCAUCAUCAUCACCACCACCACCAAAGCACACCCAGAAAGCACCUCUGCCAGGCCUGCUUCUCUCUGCUGCUGCAGAAGUCACAAGAAGGGGGGCACAAGCAGCAGCACAUCGCCUUUCCCUUCCCACCACACCCCUGUGGGGUAGCGACAACUGCAGGAUCAGGAGGGGUGAAAGGUCAAAGUCAAAUAGGAAGUGACUGCUCUGACCUCUUCUUACUACAACAGAACCUGAUGAACAUCAUCAGCCGUAAAACCACCCUAUCCAACAAGGGCCAAGCCUCCCUCCUCCACCAGCCUGCAGCCCAGCAGCCUGCCAAGAACUAUGGGGAUGGGAGUCUGAACUUACCCCAGAGAGGCAGCUUCAGUGGUGGCCACACUACACCUCCUCUGGCCAGGCCCACACAGGACCGCAGGGCCAGCUACUGCGCUGGGGAGCACAGAGCCACCGGGCCCCUGGGAGUGUCCAGUGCUGUGCACACCUUGCUCCAGAACCAUGCGUCUCUCCAGAGCCAGCCUACCCCGGCCCCGCACACCCACCUGCAAUACCUCCAGCCUGGCCACAGCUACCCCAUCGCUCCCCAGGUCAUUCAACAGACACCCACCACAGCCAGCUUCUCAGCUAUAGCUUUACAACACACCCCAGCCUCAGCAAGUUACUCUGCAUCAAACAUUCCCCUUCAACAGAAUCAUACCGGACAGAGCUACCCAGCUCCACCUCAGCAACAGACAGCAACAAGUUAUACACCUGCAAAUGUACCACUUCAACAGCCUGCAGCAAGCUUUUCAGUGACAAUCAUGCCCCCGCAGCAGCCACACACCGCAGCAAGCUACACAGUAGCAACAAUGCCAAUCCAGCGGAAACCAACUCCACAGAGUUAUGUUGCUCCAGCUCUGCAACAGCUGGCUCCAGCUCUGCAACAGAUGACUCAAACUGCAGCGAGCUACGCAGCUCCAACUCUGCAACAAAACCCAACACCAGCAAGCUUCUCAGAAGCAGCAGCCUUGUCUGUCCAACAGACUGUAUUGGCCGCUACCAUAGCAGCAGCAACAAAACCCUCACAACCAGCUGCACAGAACUACUCUACUCCAGUGGGGCAUCUCCAACAGACUGCACCCACACAGAGUUAUGCAUCUGUAGCCUCAACUGUGGUCCACACAGUACCUAUACCCAGUCUCCCUACUUGGACCCCCAGUGUAGCAACACAACCUCUAGCUUCUGUUGUGCCUUGCCCAGCCCCACACAGCCUCUCAGACAAAGCCAUGCCUCCCAUUCUGCAGCCUGGCCAGUCUAGUCCCAUGCUUCACAGACAACAGACAGUGCAGGUCCCCCUACCCCAACACAGCCAGCCAAUGGUCAAGCCUACUGUCCAACAGGCUCCAGUUGUCCAGUGCUACCAGUCACCUGCCCAUACUGAGCAGCAAGGUUCAACCCUCCAGAGUUACCCCAGUUCUGUACCCCUUAUGGGGCAACAGAACUCGGCUUCACAGAGCUACCCACCCUCAGACCCAUACACACAACAGGCUGCUUCACAGAGCUACCCACCCACAGCCACACAGGCUGCAAUGGUGCAAGGCUACACAUCACUCCAACCCAGUGUGAUGGGUCAGGCCUAUCCAUCUGCUCAGGCUCCACAGCAGGCCUCAGACCCACAGACCUACCCAGUGGCCCCCAUAGUGCAACAACAGACUGGGACUACUGCACAGCACAGCCAGAUCCAGGUGGCCCCACUACCCCCAGGCCAGCAGUACCAACUCGAUCUCCACAACCCAGCUUUCCCGAACCAGAAUGUCCCUGGGGGUCAAAGCCUUCCCCAUCACCACCAAUCAUUAUCUAGUCUGCCUGCCCAGGCACUGCCUCCUCAGAAGCCAUUGGCUCAGGCCUCUGACCCUCUGCAGUUGCAGCCACUACAGAUGUCCACUUCUCUUCCACCAACACACCUUUCACAGGUCAAGCAGCAGACCCAGCUUCCAGAUCCAGUCCACCCCUCCCAGCCUACCCAUCCUGCAGUUUUCUCCUCUCCCAUACAUAGUGGACCGGACAGGGGCACAGUUGCUGCCGCAGCCCAGCUUGACCAGAACCUCAGCCAAAACCUGUCUCAGCGUCAGGCACUAGGCCAGAACCAGAGCCAACCCCAGGCUCCAGCGUCACAGCCGCCAGGCUCCCAGACAGCAGGACCUGGGCUUGCCAGCACCAGCUUGACACAGCAGAACCAGGCCAGUGCCAGCACAGGGACCACGGUCACCUCGGCACAGCCUCUAACAGAGUCCAAUCUGGAGGAUCCUGGUGCAGAUAAGCAGGCGUCAGGGGCCAGCUACUCCUACGACAGUGUGAACUCCGAUGCCACCUCAGGGAAGGAGAUGAGCGAUGGUAAUGAGGGGGGACACGGGUCAGGGAAGGGCGAGGGCAAGGUCCGGAAACCCCACCGCCGCUCCACACGCACCCGCUCACGCCAAGAGAAGAUCAACAAGCCCAAACUCAGCAUGCUCAAUGUGUGUAAUACAGGGGAUAAGAUGGUUGAGUGUCACUUGGAGACCCACAACCACAAGAUGGUCACCUUCAAGUUUGACCUGGACGGAGACGCACCUGAGGAGAUCGCCACUUACAUGGUGGAGAAUGACUUCAUCCUGCUCCUGGAGAAGGAGAUGUUUAUAGAGCAGCUGAAGGACAUUGUGGACAAGGCUGAGGAUCUGCUGAGUGAAGACACGGAGGGCGAGAGGAGCUCUGACCACAUGGGCAGUCCUCAACAGAGCCACGGAACAGUCAUACUGGGGGGAGAGGGUUCAAAGACUGCUACACCUAAUUCACCACAGCUUGUUUACCAGCAGAACGUCCUCCACACUGGGAAGCGCUGGUUCAUUAUCUGCCCCGUGGCCGAGACGCCCACGCCAGACAGGGAGAAGACCUCAUCAGACGCCUCUACAGCCAAGGAGGCUCCUGAUAUGUCAUUGUCUAGGUCCAGCUGCAGUACUCCUGUUCCUGCCCUGACCACCACAGCCCCUACUCCAGCCCCUUCUGCCCUCUCUGUACCUCAGAGCUCUAUUCAGCCUCAGGACCCCAAUGUGGGCAAGGCCAGAAUGCAGCAGCCCCAGGCCUCUGGAACCAAACCCACCACCAAUAGUACCACUGCUGCUGUGGGCCACCACAAGCCCUGUGUCUCCAUGGUAACAGACAUCCCAUGCUGCCCCAUUGUUCCACCCGUGUCUCUGGAUGUGAAUGGGGUGGGACAUAAAGGGGCGAGCAGCUCUUCCUCCUGUCUACCCAAUCAGGGGGCCAGCCUGUCAGGAGACCCGCCCCGUCUGGGCUCCCACCAACCUGUGGUCUUGCAGCAGCCCUACUCCACACCCAGCAUGGUGGGUGGAGGAGGUGGAGCCACAACACCAUCACAGCCCCAGAGUCCAGCCCACCAGGCCUCCCAGCAGCAGGAUGGACCUGGUGGAUCUGGGAGUGGAGGUGGUGGGGGCCUGGGGGAGUCUGAUGGAGAGGGCCCCCCCAGGGUGGAAUUUGUGGACCGCACAAUCAAGACUCUCGAUGAGAAGCUGAGGAACCUGCUGUACCAGGAGUAUGCCCCAUCUGCUCCCUCCAGCACCGCCUCAGACCUCCAGGGCUUCAGCACAGAGGGGGUCAGCUCUCCCCUUGUCCCUGACAGCCAGACCAUCACAGAGGGGGGGCUCCCCAGGAAGGGAGAGCUGCUGCCUCAGAUCCCUGAGCGUACAGAUAGUUUGGAUACCCGGAGUGACUCUGCAGGUGUGCUGAACACUGACAUGAUGGGCAGUUCCAGUUCCUAUGGCUCCAAGAACCGUUUUCAGAUUGUCCCCACUCCUCCAGAUGUCAUCAUCCGUCGUUUAGAGAAGGGCAGAAGUCUCAGCACCUGCAGCUCCACGGCUCCCUCUAGUGGCUCGGGGGGCUCUCACGCUGCAGCUGAGGGGGGAGGACGGCGAGACCAGGUGUGUAUGGCCGUGGGCAGGUUCUCAGUGAUAACCACCGAAGAGGGGCUGGAAAACACAGCUAAACCUCACUGUAGCCACCGCUACUCAGCCCCGCCAGACUUCUACCAGGACACUCCCAGCCCCAACGCCACCCCCACCCUGCUCCCACGCGCCCACACUGCUGAUGCUGCCACGAACUACUCCUUCCACUUUGACUCUGACUCAGGGGAGGAGGACACCAGUAGUUUAGCCCCUCCCCCUGCCCACCACAAGCCUCCAGUCCACGCACUCUCGGAACACAGCGGAAGUGACCUCAUGAAGAGGGCGGUGGCCUUCCUGCGCCGCACGGGCCGCAGCAGCAGUGUGCAGAGCUCUGAUUCGCCGAGCCGGCAACCAGCGGUAGCGAAUGGCCACGCCCUCUCGCGGCCUGGACCCGGCCUCGCAUCGUACAUCAGCAGUGACAACGAUUCUGAGUUUGAGGAUGCGGACAUGAGGAAGGAGCUGCAGAGGCUGAGGGAAAAACACAUGAAGGAGAUCUCAGAGCUGCAGGCGUUCCAGAGGAAUGAGAUCGAGCAUCUGUAUAAAGAGGUGGGGAAAGCCCUGCCGCCUGGUGUAGGCCUGCUUCACGCUGCGCCCCCUAGUGGCCGCAGACGUAGGGCCAGCAAACACAAGCUGAAGGCGGGCAAGCUGCUCAACCCCACGGUGCAGCAGCUGAAAAACAACCUGAACACCACCACCGCCGGUGAGAGGAAAGGUGAGAGUGCACCGGGCUUGUCUGGCUCUCCAGCUAAGAGCUCCAUCGUGUCUGAUGGCUCUGCCUGCUCCAGUGGCAGCAGCAGUAGUACCAGCAGCACUCUGCCCAGCACGGCCCCACAACCCGUUCAGACCCAGCAGCCCUGUUCUCUCAAGGGCUCCCUCUCCUCUGACAGCAUCUAUGGUGGUGGCAUGGCCACACACGCUGGCCCAGGGCAAGGAUGGACGGUAUACCACCAAACGUCAGAGAGAGUGACCUAUAAAUCUAGUAGCAAACCGCGUGCUAGAUUCCUCAGUGGACCCGUGUCUCUGUCCAUCUGGUCCACACUGAAACGACUAUGUCUAGGCAAAGAACGCAGUAGUAGGUCUUCUCACGGCGCCAGUGCAACUCCGACAGCGUCCAAUCAGCAACAGCCACCAGCUGUUCCCACCCCUUCGUCAUCUCCUCAACCAAUGGCGGCUCUAGCUCAGGCCCAGACGAACAACAGCAACAACAAGAAGCCAGGCACCUUCACGGACGACCUGCACAAGCUGGUAGAUGAUUGGACGAAGGAGACGCUGGCGGCCAAUCAGCCACGGCCCUCUCUGAACCAGAUCAAACAGCAGAGACGCAGGCAGGACCUGGAGGGCCGAGCCACGCCCAUGGGAGGAGCCACACAGGAGGUGAGAUGUGCCAUCCUUCCAAACAAGUUCCAGCUGCCUCUGUCCUGUCCACUGACCGUUGUAGGCUUAGCCAUGCCCACUGACCUGGGCUCCAACCCCUCUGCCAUGCUCCAGCCCGGGUACCUGGUACCAGCAGGUCCUUAUGGAGGGGUUGUGCCCGGCCCCUUAUACCCCCAGCAGUGGUCUGGUAUGCCCAGUCCUGUGGGGAUGAUUGGGGCAGCGGGAGGAAUGCCCUACCCCACCAUGGCCAACCCAGGGUUGCAGGCAUACCCCCUUACCCUGCACAGCCCUGAGAAUGGCCCUAACACCAGGACUACCUAAUGUGACAAAUAGCACCAUCUUGCACCCAGAAACCCCACCCCAUUGCACCUGAUGCUCAAAACAGACUGCCCCCAGUGUUCACCUCGAUCUCAGCACCCUCACAUCAGGUCUUACCUAAUUCUGUGCUAAUAAACCUAACUCCACUCUGUCCCCCCUGGUUCUCACUCCAGGGUUACAAUUGUAAUGAAAUCGGUAAUUACUUUUAAUGGGGUGACGGGAUGGAAAAUAGAAUAAAGUAGGGCCCACACAUUUAGAUGCACCAACAAAUGGCUUAUGGGUCAUUCCACCUUAAGAAUCACAAGAGGAUUUUGACAACCACCAUCUCUGAUUGUGCUAAAAUUGUUUCUGUAGUUAGAAACAUAAGAUUAGCAUUCCUCAAACAAUUUGUUGAAGUAUAAUUUAUCGCCACGCCCUUUUUUAAAUUUCACUGAUAUUUAAGUGUUUAUUAAAUGGAUCACAUUUUCUUUACAACAUUGGGUAGAAAACCAAUGGCUUUGGCUCAAGGGAAUAUGUUGCAUAGGAUGAAGAAGCAAUACUCAAAGUCAUACAUAGAGAACUGUUGCUGUAUACUGGGUGGGAUUGGUGUGGGGGGUCCGUAGGUGGUGUUUGACCAUUUUUUUUUAUUGGAUUCCUUGUGUCUUACUCAAUUGCAGGAAGAAGUUUGACCCAAAUCGUAUGUUUGGUACUAUGUGAAUCCUAUACAUUUAAAAGGGCCAAUUUGGGUACAAUCAAUUAGCUUAAUUUCUCAAAUUUAAACAAUGUUGCAAGAAUGCCAAUCUUAUGUUUCUAACUACAGAAACGAUUUCAGAACAAUCUGAGAUGGUGUCAUGGCUUGCUGAAAUGACAUGGGAUGACUCUUGUGUUGAGUACACAUAAGAGUGUGUCUGAGUACUGGCCUCUACUUGACUGUACUACUCAACCCCUCCAGUGUUCCUAUAUGCAGGAUAGUCCUGCUCCACUCUGCUCUGAUUAUGUGGUUUGAUGCUUUAUCAAAGAGUAACAUGCAUGUAAAUAACUUGUGAGCUUGUGAAUCUCCAGUGUGCAGGUAGAUGUAUAAACUACAACACCUGAAGUUUUCCUGUGUGUGCUUGUGCACAGUAUAAAUGUCCUGUGUGUGUGUGUGUGUGUGUGUGUGUGUGUGUGUGUGUGCGUGUGUGUGUGUGUGUGUGUGUGUAUAUAUCAGAGUACCUACUGCUUUGGUCUUGACUAAACUCAGUCAUACAAAUAAUAUUAGCGGUCACCAAUGUGACGUUUUCACCAAAUCCAUCAACCAAUAAGCAGUAAUGUUUUCAGAAAGCUUUUUAUCGUUUACUAACGUUUUGUCAACCUUAAUACACUACAUUAGAAAUGAGAAUACAAGGGUUUAAGAUGACAGGAUACCUGUAGUUAAGGUGAAGUUCUCUGGAGGAGUGCCUUGAACAUAGCUUUUUCUGUGAAAUGAAGCCUGUCCAAAUCACAUGCAUUUUAUUUAAUGGUGCCUUGAGUGCCACUUAAUUUUUUUAUGCUUUGCAGACACUUUUUGGUUUAUAUUUGAAUGCCCUUGUAGCACUGCACUAUUAACACAGUAUAUGCGUUUAUUUAAGUAAUAAAAUCAUGUUUUUAAUCUUUUGUUUACGCCACCCUUGUGAAAUUUAGAACGCCAUUGACGUGAAAUGGACAGUUGCCUUGCGAGAACAGGCAGUUGAUGUAGCUAUAGUUAAUAAGAGAGAACAUAAGUCAAAACCCACUCAUUGGGCAGUGGUUAGUGGCAUAGAGUUAGAAUUCAUAGAAUUAACAUUCCAAUUCAAGUCAACGUUCCCCAAUGGAUGGAUCAAUUGAAUUCUCAUUCAAUAUUUGUAGGUCUGUUUUUAGAGGGGAGCCAGUAGUGUCCAGCUCAGAAUGUAGCAGAGGCAGGUUUGCCGAGCGAGACUUAAAGUGCAAUUUCACCCCUCCACCUAGCUUUCGUAGUGGCCUUGCCACACGCCUUAUCCAGGAACCUGCAACGGGAGCUAGUUUUUUGUUGCCUUUUUAGUUCAACGUAAGUUACAAAUCACAAAGAAAACACUAACUGCAUUUACAACUGCAAAAUAUUUUCUGUUUGGCCAAGAGCAUGGCUCCUGUUUAUUAAACACGUGAUUUAAUUAGUGGAAUUACCUCUUAUUUACUCGUCUAAUGUAUUGUUUUGUGUUUCUUGAGCUUGAUGUCGAUGCUGCUAGUGUGUCUGGUGGAUCCAUUAAGAAGGAAAGGAGGCGUUAGGGUGUGUAUCUCGUGGUACUUGAUAACACGACACAAGCUGAUACACAUCCCUCCAGUAAUAAAUAUAUUUUUCACAGGAUAAGUUUUCUCAAUGAGAUCUUCAUGUGAAGCAGUGUUAUUAUAUUGCCUUGUUGACAUUAUUAAAUUAUGAAUCAUUUCCCAGGUGGUUUUUGAUACCCUGGCUUUCUUUUCUUUAUGGUUUUGAGUGUUUGAUUCCUCUGUUCAGAAUGAAACAUGGAUACUUGAUUGAGGAGAAUUGCACAUGACCUGUGUUCUAACCAUAGCCUGUAUGAAAUGGGUUCCCAACUUGUAAAAAUAUGAUCAUGUGUGCCAUUUGGCAGACGCUUUUAUCCAAACUGACUCAGUCAUGCGUGCAUACAUUUUUACAUAUGGGUGGUCUGGGAAAUCGAACCCACAAUCGUGGCAUUGCAAGCACCGUGCUCUACCAACUGUUCAAUAUGUAUCCCAACAACUGUACAUAAUGGGAUUAACCUCCCCCUUAUCCUCCUGACCAUUGAAAGAGCAGUUCAGAACAGUUCAAACUGUUCAAAUAUUGUCCAUACAGCAAGAUUAUUAUUAUUAUUAUUAUACCGCCAGCUAGAAAUCUCACAACCACCACACCAGUUAAAGGUUGCAGCACUCCAGUCCUGCAAAGCUGUGAAUUGUACAGUUUUCCUGUAGUUAGUAUUUGUAUAUAUUUUUUUUUUUGUCCGUUUUUGAAAUUUCACAUCAGUGUUUGUUAUUCCAUCAAUUCGGUUUGAAUUGGACUUUUAUAGGAUAUUAUGCAGUCUUCUGCUUUGGUGAAAUACUUCUAGUAUUAAGAGAUUUCUGUUCUCUGUUACCUGUAUCUAACAGUAAUGCUACACCUCCCUGUCUUAUGCUUAGUGAGCAGAACCUCUGUUGGAAUAUUCACUGGGAGGCAACAUUCAGAUCCAUAGAAAUGAAUUGUAUAGAGCCAAUACGAUUAUCUGAGGAAUAGCGCACCGUGCUUCUGAUCAUUGCAUUUCUAUCAGUUCUGCGCAACAUUGCCUCCUGUUGAAUAUGCACCCCCUUAUGGAAGGCUUGCAAAAAAGCUCUGUGUGGGAUUUGCUUCUGCCUGCUGUGCAUUUCCCACUAUACUACCUUACCAACCCAGUCAGCCCCACUCUAAUCACAAAGACUGUACAUGUUUAAAGAGAUAAAUAAACAUUAUUUUGUGCUUGA
This is a messenger RNA of Oncorhynchus keta (chum salmon), 11917 nucleotides long. Its product is annotated as serine/threonine-protein kinase WNK2-like. The transcript is spliced from 30 exons. Gene Ontology annotation, molecular function: chloride channel inhibitor activity; potassium channel inhibitor activity; protein serine/threonine kinase activity. The coding region runs from base 443 to 8479 and encodes 2678 amino acids. Gene Ontology annotation, biological process: intracellular signal transduction; positive regulation of potassium ion import across plasma membrane; protein phosphorylation. Gene Ontology annotation, cellular component: cytoplasm; cytosol. NCBI's taxonomy places the organism in Eukaryota, Metazoa, Chordata, Actinopteri, Salmoniformes, Salmonidae. The record is from RefSeq and is a predicted model, not a curated record.